Molecule: messenger RNA, 7401 nt
Organism: Magallana angulata
Lineage: Eukaryota; Metazoa; Mollusca; Bivalvia; Ostreida; Ostreidae
Product: ubiquitin carboxyl-terminal hydrolase 8-like
Exons: 26
Coding region: 208-3666 (1152 amino acids)
Biological process (GO): protein deubiquitination
Molecular function (GO): protein binding; cysteine-type deubiquitinase activity
Source: RefSeq, a predicted model, not a curated record
AGGUGUUCCGAGUGACAAAAUAAAAUGGACGAAGAAGAAAAUGUAAAUAUUGGCAAAUCGAAGAGAAAAUGACAUUUCAACAAAUAUAUGUGUAAUGUGGUCCACACAUAUAAUUUCCUGAUUACAUGUAUCAGAUUUAGUUUAAAGGACAUUGAAAGAAUCGAUUCCAACUCUGAUAAAAGAAGUACAGGAAGUAGAUAACUCGCCAUGCCAGUAAAGAAGAAAGAUUUGUAUGUUGCCAAAUCAUUGAAGGCGCUUAAUGAUUUAGCUGCCCUGCCAGCCAAAAUGACAACCAAUCCAAAAAUACUGAUAAAUUCCGCUCAGAAGAUUCACAAGGAGGCGGAGUUAAAUGAGUCGCUAGGAGAUGAUGAGAAGGCCUACAUCCUGUACAUGAAGUACUUCAAUGUCGUUACGCUGGCCCGAAAACUACCCGACUACAAAAAACAAAAGGAUUACUAUGAUAGCUUGAUUGGACAGAAGAAUUUACUGAAGUCCAUUGACAAAGCGGAGGAGUUAUCCGCUAGCCUGAAAGACAGGUAUGAGUUGGCCGAGGCAGAAGAGGUGGCCAGUAAGUUAUCUCCCUUGGAGGAUAAAAGUGCACCCAAAGAGGAGCCAGUCAAAACCCCAGAGACCGAGAAACAGUCCGAGGAGAAGAAGACAGACGGUCCAGCUGAGCCAGCACCGGUGGCAGAGAGUAAGAUAACUCCUACACAGCUGUACAGUCUGCUCAACGAGAAGGACACGAGUCUCAUCGUCAUGGACGUUCGACUGACCUCACAGUACGCCGAGUCCCACAUCAAACACGAGGCCUGUAUCAGUGUCCCGUCAGAGACCAUUAAACCAGGAUCAACAGUGACCUACAUAGAGCAGAAUCUGUCGGACGAAUCCAAGAUUCUAUGGAAGAAACGAGGUCAAGUGGACCAUAUUGUACUACUGGACUGGAACUCCACCCUCAGUCAGGUUACCAUAGCAACACCCCUCCGUACACUGAAGGAUGCUCUAUUUAAGUAUGAUUCCACCGUCAUCAUCAAGAGUGAGCCACUGAUACUAGAGGGAGGGUACGACCAGUGGUUAAUGUGUUACCCCCAGCUCACCACAAACUCCAGGGUCACUAACCCCAACCAGGAGGGACCAGUCUCCUCAGCACCAUCAUUGGACUUUGAUUACCCUGACUUUGAUGAAGAUUUCUCUCCAACACCCAAACCUGUCAAGGCCACACCUGAUCUGCUGAAGCCCUAUGACCCGCUGGGCCUGACUAACAGUGUAGCCGAUCUACCUAAGCCCACAGCUCCAGCGGCUGGGAGUCUAGGCCAGCCGGGCAUUCCUUCUGUGGACAGAUCCACAAAACCUAAACCAUCCCCCGCAAACAGCAGCGUGAACCCUCCACGCAACGCUUCAGUGAACUCUCUGACGGAAGCUAAAUCUGUGUCAAUAGAAUCUAAAAAUAACUUGGUGGCUGAAGCCCAGAGGAAGGAGCAGGAGAGGAGGAAUGAGGAAGUGGAGAGGAGGAGAAAGGAGGAGGAGCUACAGGCACAGACAGAAAAGGACAAGGAGGCAGAGGAACAGGAGGCAAAGAGGAUGAAACUACAGAGGGAGAUUCAGGAGUUGGAGAGGUUAAAAAUGGAGCAGGCACGAGAUGUGGCGGAGCUAAUGAGAAAGAAAAAGGCUAUAAUGGAGGAGAAAACAACAGACACACAGACAAAGGCAGUGGAGGAUGAUAGGAAGAAAGAAUUGGAGAGGCUUGAUGAAGAAGAGAAGAAGAAGCGAAAAAAGCAGGAAGAAAUGGAGCAGGAGAAGCAGCGAAGACUGGAGGAAGUGGAGAGACUGAGGCAGGAGAGAAAGCGAAGGGAAGAGGAGGAGGCUGAAAAAAAGGCUUUGGAAUCAGCCCGAGAGAAUGCCAAACUUGAGGAUGAGCGACGCACACAGGAACUGAGGCGCGCUGAGGAGGAGGCAAAGAGGCUUCGUGAGGAAGAAGCUAGGCGAGAGGCACAGAAGAAGGCAGAGGCAGAUAGACUGGCAGCUCAGGGUAAAAAGGAGGAAGAGGAGCGAAGAGAGGCAGAGAGGAAGAGACAAGAAGAAGAGAAGAGGAAAGAGGAGGAAAGAUCAAGACAAGAACAAAUCGCAAAGAAGGCAGAGGAAGAGAAAUUGGAGAAAGAGAAACUAGAGAGAGAAAAGGCUGAGAGGGCCAGAAGAGAGGCUGAGGAGAAACUGCGUCGACUUAACUUAUCGGAGUCCCAGCCGUCCAAACCAAGAACCAUCCCCUCCCCUAACCUACCCACUGGCUGGGAAAAGAGACUGGACCCCAACACGCGGCGGUACUACUACAUCAACCACAACAAGGGCACCACCCAGUGGGAGCCACCGGUCACUCAAACAGGUCUCCCACCUGGACAGUUGUCUGUAACCAAACUAAAGGAUGAACCAUCAACACCAAAGAGAGGCUUGACACGCUCAAAUUCCUCCCCAAACAUCGCCAAGAUGUUGUUUGAUGAAGAGCAGGCUCCAAAAACUCUCCCGGUCAUCAACAGAGCGGCCAAACCUCAGCCACGUAUUGACCAGCCCCAACCAAAGCCAAGGAAGGCAGUACACAGGGAGCUGAACCCUGUCUAUGGAAAUGUGGGACGGGCACUCACAGGUCUCCGUAACCUUGGUAACACCUGCUACAUGAAUUCCACCAUUCAGUGCUUGAACAACACCUCCCCACUGGCCACCUACUUCCUGACCGACAUGUACCUGUAUGACAUCAACAGAGAGAGUCAGCUGGGUUACUAUGGAGAGAUAGCGGACGACUUCUCGGUCAUCAUCAGGGCCCUGUGGUCAGGACAGUAUAAGUGUAUCACCCCCAGGGACUUCAAGUAUGUGGUGGGGAAACACAACCCUGAUUUCGCGGGGACCAGUCAACAGGACAGCCAUGAUUUCUUGACCUUCCUGAUGGACGGGCUUCACGAAGGACUGAACAGGGUAAAGAAGCGACCAGAGAUCCCUGAGCAGGACAAUGACAAGAUGGGGGACAGCCAGGCAGCCGAGUUGGCAUGGAAACACCACCAGUUAUGUAACGAGUCCAUCAUUGUCGAACUGUUCCAGGGACAGUUGAAGUCGACCUUGAUGUGUCUACACUGUCAGAAGAUGUCGGUCAACUUCCAGGCAUUCAUGUUCCUUACCCUCCCCAUACCCCCCUCAUCCAGAUGUAGUCUUGGGGAGUGUCUUAAGUUAUUCCUGAAGGAGGAGAGGUUGACAGGAAGCAGUAGGUGGCGCUGUCCUCGCUGUAAGGUGGAUCGUGAUGCGGUCAAGAAAAUCGACAUCUGGAGACUUCCCAGAAUUCUCCUGAUAGGACUCAACAGGUUUGUGUACAAGGGACAGUGGAGAGAGAAGAUCAACAGCUAUGUGGAUUUUCCGACCCGGAACCUGGAUCUCAAUCCGUACCUGGAGGGUCCAAAGUCCAUCAAGUCCUCCUACAGACUCUACGCCACUUCUAACCACUCCGGAACUUUGGAUGGGGGACAUUACACUGCGUACUGUCGUAACCCGUGCACAGAGAAAUGGUUUAAGUACGACGACGACCACGUGUCCGAGAUGAAAGAGUCUGACGUCAGGUCCUCCUUGGCCUAUGUCCUUUAUUACACGUCAGUGGAGAUGCUACCACCCAAUUUCAGACAACAUUUCUGAGUCACCACCAAGAAUAGAAACUGUCAUCAAAUCAAAAUCAACUUCAUAGAGUGAACGUCGGCUGAAACAAUUAUCAUAUCAUCAAAUUGUUUAAAGUUGACCAAAUCUUUUGAAUAUCAUCAGGUUGAUUCCUUUGGCAUUUCCACAUGCGACUGGUUAUAUGUACAAUAUUUUGUCUGACUAAAUCAUGUCACAAGAUACAUUUAUGUGUACCGUAGUUUCAAGUGGUGAAUUUUUUCAUCAAUUUACAAUUUGUGCAAUCAUUCCAUCCCACCAGAUAGUUGGAACCUACCAGUACAAGAGAACAUGUAUGUCUACAUGUAUAUCAGGAGAAAGUCUCCAACCAAAGAUAUUCAGGAUUGACUGCAAUCAUCCAUGAAGGUGGAGUGUUGGGGUCUCCAGGUCUUUCAUGAAAGACAUCCAUUUGUUAUUAAUCUGGAGUGGGAAACCAAUUCAGACUUGAAAAAAUUGGAUAAAGAAGCACUCCUCCCCCAACCACACCCAGAUUUGUACAUAUGAUAAUAAUUAAUCUAGUCAGACUAAGCGAAUGACUGUGUACUUAAAUACAAAAUGACCUGAAGUUCAUUGAAGAACAAAUAUUUAUACAGGUAUAUUUAACUGUAUACAGUAAAACACGCUUAUAACGAAGUCCCAGGGACGGCCAACUUAACUUCCUUAUAAGCGUAAUUCGUUAUAUCCGUCAAGUUUACAACAUGAAAUAGAGACUUGGGGAAUGAAAUUCACUUCGCUGUAAGCGUCAAUUCAUUAUAAGCGUGUUCGCUAUAACCGUGUUUUACUGUAACUAACAUAUCAUUUGUGGUGGGUUCUGGGUCUUUCUUAAAGUAACGAUUAAAUGUGCGCCAUGUUUCCAUGUAGACUUCAUUUGCUUAUUAUGUCUCCCCUUUCAAAGGGGAGACAUAUUGUUUUUGUCGACUUUCUUAUUCUUCUUAUUCUUAUUCUUCUUCUUCUUAUUCUUCUUCAUCCAUAUUUGUCCAAGCCGUAACUUAAAUACCCUUUGACAUUAAGACUUCAAACUUGGAACAUAGGUAGAUGGUAUUGAGAAGGAGUGCACGCCACCAAAAGUUUUGACCUUGACCUAUUUUGUUCUUCAAGGUCAAGCAUUUCAUAAAAAAUAUUGUCUGGACCAUAACACAAGACUCCUUUAACAUACAGACUUUAAACUUGUAUCAUAGAUAGAUGGUAUAUAACCUAGUUGAACCUCACCAACAUUUUUUACCUUGACCUAUUUUUUUUAUUUCAAGGUCAUAUUAGAAAAAACUUCAUUGUUCAACUCCUGAAUAUACUUUGACAGAAGGACUUCAAACUUUAAACAAAGAACAAUAAUAAUACACGUAGGUGUACUAUUGAAUAAUAUUUGACCUUGACCUUGUUUUACUGAAGGUCAAAUUAAGAAAAAAAAAAUAAAAAAUUGUCUGGGUCAUAACUUUAAUACCCUUUGACAUUUAGACUUCAAACUUAGAACAUAGGUAGAUGGUAUUGAGAAGGAUUGCACACCACCAUAAGUUUUGACCUUGACCUAUUUUGUUCUUCAAGGUCAAGCUUUUCAUAAAAAAUAUUGUUCGGACCAUAACACAAGACUCCUUUAACACACAGACUUUAAACUUGUAUCAUAGAUAGAUGGUAUAUAAACUAGUUGAACCUUACCAAAAUUUUUGACCUUGACCUUAAAAUUUUUAUUUCAAGGUCAAAUUAGGAAAACCUUCAUUGUUCAACUCCUGAAUAUACUUUGAUAGAAGGACUUCAAACUUUGAACAAAGAACAAUAAUAAUACACUUAGGGGUACUAUUGAAUAAUAUUUGACCUUGACCUUGUUUUACUCAAGGUCAAAUUAAGAAAAAAGAAAAAAAUAAUAAAAUUUUGUCUGGGUCAUUACUUUAAUACCCUUUGACAUUCAGACUUCAAACUUGGAACAUAGGUAGAUAGUAUUGAGAAGGAGUGCAUGCCACCAAAAGUUGACCUAUUUUGUUCUUCAAGGUCAAGCUUUUCAUAAAAAAUAUUGUCUGGACCAUAACACAAGACUCCUUUAACAUACAGACUUUUAAUUUGUAUCAUAGAUAGAUGGUAUAUAACCUAGUUGAACCUUACCAAAAUUUUUGACCUUGACCUUAAAAUUUUUAUUUCAAGGUCAAAUUAGAUAAAACUUCAUUGUUCAACUCCUGAAUAUACUUUGACAGAAGGACUUCAAACUUUAAACAAAGAACAAUAAUAAUACACUUAGGUGUUUUAUUGAUUUAUAUAUGACCUUGACCAUGUUUUACUCAAGGUCAAAUUAAGAAAAGGAUGGGUCUGGGUAACAUAUAGCUGACAUUAUUCUUUUUCAAUUGUUAAAAUUGCCCCAUAUUACAAUCCUUGGGGAGAAGGGGAGACAUGUGUUUUUUUGUUAAAAAAACAAUACCCACUAGUUUUUUUUUUUUUUUGAGUUGAUGAGUAAAUGUUUUUUGACAUGGAGAUGUUUUGCAUACUUUUCUAGGGUUUUUUGCUUAUCAGUCAUCCAUAGUUGCAGUGAACUACUUUUAAAUGUCUUUUAAUGCAAGUACCAUGUAAACAGGAUCAUUCAUUCAAGUUUAAUGAAAUAUACAAAGCAUGAAAGACCCGAGUUACAAUGACCCUGGAGAUGUACUAGUUGUACUGUACAACAGCGUCGUUCAUUGAUCAGUAGCUGACCAAUCAGAACACAGCACUGUAUGUAGAGUAUGGCUGUAGCCCCUCUUUCCAUAGUUAUCAGUCACCUGACAUUGGUUGGAUAGAUAGCUUAGAUCACAUGAUUUGAGACUGAGAGCUCCUGAUCCACAUUCUCGUUGACAAAUCACCAGGCAUUGGUUGGACAGAUAGAUCACAGGGUUUGAGAACUCUGGUUCAACACUCUCAAUGACAUACAUGUAGUGGAUAAAUUUAAUUUGUGGAGUUAAACUUUCAUCAUUAUUGAUAUGUACAAGUGUACAUUAAACCUUUUGCAUUUUUAAGGCUAAUUCCCCAUACAUGUAGUGGAUAAAUUUAAUUUGUGGAGUUAAACUUUUAUCAUUAUUGAUACACGUACAAAUGUACAUUAAACCUUUUGCAUUUUUAAGGCUAAUUCUCCAUUUUGUUAAAGUUGAACUGUCCGAUCUUGUGCUUGAUUUAUGAUCAUUUGUUUUGUAUUCAGCUUCACAAUGUAAACACAGAAUUCUAUUUUAUUUCCUGACUUAUACAUGUUAUUACUGUGAUUCAUCAUUAUCUAUGGCUGUGAACAUUUGACUUUGACCACUUUUAAAGACGAUUGAAUUUGGAAGUUAUGCAUGUACAUACCGUACCUGUAAAAUGCAAAUUGACAGUCAUGCAUUUAUGUGUUAAAACAACAUGCAUGUAGUAAUUUGACAGUCAUCAGAUUAACUUGACAUUGAAGUGUGAAUUUGUACAUAACUGUGAAAUGUACACGCAUGAAGGAAAAUUUACUUAUUUAGAUUAUACAUACUCAUGAAUGUACAUAAACUGAUUAAGACCAUACAUGUACAUAUUCCUGACAAUGAUUUUAAUAAUUUGUCAACAAAGCCUGUACAUAAAGCUAUAUAAGUGUCUAUGUACAAAGUAUUAAUGUUACCUGCUCAUUUAUCGAGUGUGCUAUAUUAAUGGGAUUUUUUUUACUGACAUUAUUUGUUAUUUUAUCAGAUGUUACAUUUUUUUGAUUGUUGUAAAGAAGAGAGAUGAGAUAAUAAAACUUCAUUCUGCAUUGUAAAA